Solanum pennellii is the source of this 782-nucleotide messenger RNA. RefSeq names its product embryonic protein DC-8-like. The coding region runs from base 13 to 645 and encodes 210 amino acids. The transcript is spliced from 3 exons. The record is from RefSeq and is a predicted model, not a curated record. NCBI's taxonomy places the organism in Eukaryota, Viridiplantae, Streptophyta, Magnoliopsida, Solanales, Solanaceae.
GAGUGGAAAAACAUGGCUUCGAGACAAGAAACUAAGAAAGGAAGAGCUGAAGCAGGUGCACAGAAAGCAGCGGAUGAACUUCAUGACGUAAAUAAGGCUACGAGUGAAAAAGGUAGCACGAUGCACGAAGAACCGCCAUUCAAUCAAGGGCAUGAUCAGGGCAGUGCUGGAGUAAUUGGAGGUAUAUUUAAGUCGGUUAAAGACACGAUUACUAGGAAGGCUCAUGACAUAUCCGACACGACAAGAGAAAGUGAGGAUGUUGCAGCACAGAAGAUUCAUGGACAAAAUGAGGGACCAAAGGAACUAUAUGAAGAAACAGAGGACAAUGCAAGGAAAAUGAUGCAACAACUUAAGCUCAAAGAGGAAGGAAUCCACGAUGAGGCUCGACAAAGAGCUGAGGCCGAUAGAGAAACAGCAGCGGCUAGGGGAAGCGCGGCAAAAAAGAAUAUCUAUAGUGCAAUGGGGAAUCUAACAGGUUCCAUCAAGGAGAAGUUAACAAUGCCAAGUGACAUAGUAGAGGAGACGCGCGCAGCACGUGAGCUGGGUGGACCGAAGAGGGGUAUGAGGACGGAUGUGGAUGAGGGGACUCCUGUUGCUCGAUCAGGUUUCGUUUUCACAACUGCGAGGGAUGACACAAGUUCAUAGGCAAAGAUUUUAGCUUAUAGAAUGUAAUUAAUGUACAGGUGUUCGUUAUCUCUUGUAUUUAGAACAAUAAAAAAAUAAAGAUUUACUGUAUGGCCUGAUAUUUUCAGGUAAAGAUCUUACAAAGCUUAACCUUUAUG